GUGAUGGUACGAAUUUGAAGUAUUACAUGAAUUCAUCAUUCCCAAAGCUUAAAGAACUGUUCGUUUCAAUGAUUACGAUAUCACAAUCGAAUGUCUUAAUUAAAAAUACUCAUGGAAGUUUGGAAUCCUUGAAAUUUAUUUCUAAUUAUGGAAAUAUUAUGGAUCUUCCAGUUUUUACUGAGACAUUGAUCAAUAGUUGCAAGAACCUUUACCAAUAUGAUGGUCCACUUCAUAUUGAAGGGAUUGAAACGUUACAAUCAUUCUUUCAAAAAUGUCCAAAGCUCGAAUAUUUGAUUUUACGGAACCUAAAAGAUCAUGAUUUCGAUAUCAGCGAUGCAUUGCAACAAUCCGGACCGUUCGUUCCAAUUAAUUUAACCAGGUUACAAGUUACAAAUUAUACUAUCUCGACCGAAGCCUUGGAGAUCUUUUUGCGAGCGUGUGCUACCAGAUUGUGUAGGGUCUUGGAAUUUAUAUAUAAACCGAAAUCUAAAGACGCCAAACUGACAUUGGAAAAGUUUGCUGAUCAAGGAGUUAUAAAAGCAAAUCUUGGAAAAUUGUGA
Funneliformis caledonium is the source of this 560-nucleotide messenger RNA. NCBI's taxonomy places the organism in Eukaryota, Fungi, Glomeromycota, Glomeromycetes, Glomerales, Glomeraceae. The record is from the annotation of a GenBank genome assembly.